AUGCCAACCCCCACCACCAACCCCACCCCCACCGCUGCCCCCAACGGACCCUCCCCGCUCUACCACCGCCUCCGCACCCUCGCCCUCGCGCACGCGCUCCCGCAAUCAACCGCGCACCUCCUCUCCCUGCGCCACCCGCGCGCGACGCACGCAUGGGGCCACGCGCACCUGGUGCGGCACAACGCCGCCGGGUUAGCGCCCGUCAUGGACAACGCGGGGUUGGCGGCGCACUGCGCGUCGACGGGGCGGUACAUCACGAGCGCUGGCACCAAGGGCGCCGAGGUGCACGAGGUGACGGUCGACGAGUGGGCGCGGCGGGCGGUGGUGCGGAUGAGCUAUUAUUUCCGGGCGAAGAGGGAAGGGGAUGGGGAUGAGAAGGGUGGGGAAGAGGUGGUGGAGAAUGAGUUGAUUUGGACGCUGAAGUUUACCGAGGAGGAGGGGGAGGGGGAGGAGGAGGUGUUGAUUAUGGAGAGUGUAGAGUUUAUCGAUGCGAGUGCGAGUGCGCGGUUGGGGACGCUGGUUAGGGCGGUGAAUGGUGGGGUUGUGGGGGAUGAUGUGAGGGGUGGGAUCACGUUGAAGGAGUAG
This is a messenger RNA of Lasiodiplodia theobromae, 585 nucleotides long. RefSeq lists its product as uncharacterized. The transcript has a single exon. Lineage: Eukaryota; Fungi; Ascomycota; Dothideomycetes; Botryosphaeriales; Botryosphaeriaceae. The record is from RefSeq and is a predicted model, not a curated record. The coding region runs from base 1 to 585 and encodes 194 amino acids.